UCGCUUAAGAUAUACAUCACCGCGGCACCAUCCGCGGUUUUCCAUGGGUAUCGGCGAGCCGAGAACCGUCCCGACGCUGGCCGACACGCACCAAGCCGCGGUUAGGACUGUCAAUCGUGGACGAGAUGCUGCGCUCGGAGUACGCUCGGUGACGAAUGAUAACGUCCGAAAUUGCGAUCUUUCGUGCGACGCGACACACGUGCGGUACACCUUCAAGUGCGACAACGAGUCCGGAGGAUCAUCUGCCGUGACGAGACAACCGUACUCCGAUUUGGCACGACGAUCGAAUACCAGUUAACAGAAACCUGAAGGAUCGAUGUUUAUUUUCUUGGUACUGUCUUUAAGAAGGCUUCCAGGAUUAUUCUGCUUUAACGCUGCUUUAAGCUGAAGCGACAUAUUAACGAGAUCAACGAAUGACUAGAGGAAAGUGUGAUAUCGUAAGAAGCUCCUCGCACAUAUAAACAUUCUCAUUUAUUGGCGAUCCAUACUGCUUCAUCAUUGAUUUCCGCGCUAUAUUUUAAACACUAAAACGACGAAAAAAUUAGUUUGGAAAUCGAAGCUCGACUUCGUGGUAGUUCCAAGACUACAUUUAGAAAUGUUCCAAGACUACAUUUUACAUUGUAGAUCUUAGACAUUGUGACUCUUACAAGUCGAUGUUAAAUUGCAGCUUAUUAAAUAUAGUGCACUGUUCAUCGACUUUGCGCGAGAAUUCUCCUCGUUAUGUCGUGAAGAAAUCUAUCCAGUAAGUCAAGCUUUUAUCAGCAAUUUCAUCCGAGUGAAAGAGUAAAAUAGAUGAAGAUAAUUUCGAAUGAUCUAAUCCGCCUUAUGUUGCGCUAAGUCGGUUGCUCGCUUAUUUUUUAUCGUUAUUCAUCAGCAAACAGCUCUGUCAGCUAAUAAACUAUUGCGAUUUGGCAAUAUCUUCUUAAGACAAUCCGAAUACGUAAGAACUUGAAGCAGUAUCAUUUGGAGCAAGUCAGAGUAUCAAGUAAACGUUCCAAAUAUUUCGUGUGACUCCUCGAGUUCGUAGGAUUGUGUGCAAAGGUAUCGCGAAGGCAAAGUGAGGAAAGGGUGAUGGUGAAUGGACUCACAUGGUUACUCUAUCCAAUAGACAGUGAAUCUGCUCGAAGGACACAUGGUUCGUCGACGGUGUUGGAUUUUUCUGAUCCCACGCAGUUUCCGAUUGUACCUGGCUCGGUGACUGUUGGCGAAUCUGUUCGCUCUUCGUGGACAAAGACUUCCAAGAAGGUGGUGUGUGAAGGGAAGUACCAGCCACGACGGGGCCCAGCGCCGGGGCGGAGACAAGGCCCCCGGUGCAGGGAAGAAGCGAGGCAGGGGAAGAAGUCGAGUUUAGCGUAGCAGCAACGGCCCUGAAACUACAGGGGAGAACAACUACCCCCUUGAACAGGGGGGAAACUAGAAGGCGACCUCGCCGACGGAGGCGACGGAAAAAGAAGCGACGGAGGUGCGGCUUAAUUUCGAUUAUAGGGUGGACAGAGGAACGAAACGGGUCUGGAGUGGCUUGGCAUUUUAAACGAAGGUGUCACACCGGGGAAGACGAAGGACUUUGAUUAUUAUCUUCCGCUACCACCUUGUGUAUACGUGGUAUACUCUCCUCCUUCUCCACUUGCUAAUUAAAAAGGUUCUGUAGUGCUCCAGUUAAUAAUUUUAUCCUCUUUUGGUAGUGAGCUCAGUGUGAUACAAAGUCAAAUGAUGUACAUGUGAUCCAAAAUGAUGGUAAUUUGAUACAUAUAUACAUAUAUAUAUAUAUAUAUAUAUAUAUGUUUGUGUGUGUGUGUGCUGUGCUGCUCAAGAGUGCGUGAGAUGACAAGGGUCAAGUGAGAAAAAAAUAAAAAAAGAUUCGUAAAGAAAUGCAAUUCCGAAGUGAUAAAUCUGUAUCUAUGUAAAGACGUGUGCCAGUGUGUCCGCACAGGAAGAGUACAAAACAAAAUAAAUUUACGAAGAUAAAGGGAUAGAGAGAAGAGUAGUAGAUCAAUUGAAGAUAACCAAAGGAAAGUCAGUCAGCAACGUAGAGAAGUGAUAUAAGCAGGUAGGACAGGUGGGACAGUAGCAUGAGUUCGUACUUUGCGAAUUCGUAUAUCCCGGACCUGCGAAAUGGCGGGGUGGAACACCCGCAUCAGCAUCAGCAGCACUAUGGUGCGGCCGUACAGGUACCUCAGCAAACACAAUCGGUCCAGCAACAGUCUCAACAAGCCAGUGAUCCCUGCGAUCCGAGUUUGUUACGUCAAGGAGUAUCCGCCCAUCAUUAUGGAACCGCGGGAAGUCAGCAAGACAUGCCUUAUCCAAGGUUUCCCCCGUACAACCGGAUCGACAUGCGGAACGCGGCCUACUAUCAACAUCAACAGGAACACGGAAGUAUGGACGGCAUGGCCGGUUAUAGGUCGACGUCUCCGAACACCAGUAUGGGUCACAUGGGACACUCAUCAACCCCUAACGGACAUCCGUCCACUCCUAUCGUCUAUGCCAGUUGCAAACUUCAGGCGGCUGCUGUCGAUCAUCAAGGCAGCGUUCUCGACGGACCGGAUAGCCCGCCUCUCGUCGAAUCGCAGAUGCACCACCAAAUGCACAGCCAACACCCUCAUAUGCAGACGCAGCAAUCGCAGCAUCCGCAGCAGCAAUCGCAGCAUCAGCAUCUACAGGCACAGCAACAACAUAUGAUAUACCAGCAGCAACAACAAUCUCAAUCUGCAUCGCAACAGGGACAAAGUGGAAUGCACCCGCAACAGCAACAGCAAGCUCAGCAACAUCAAAGCGUUGUUGCAUCGUCGCUCAGUCAACAACAGCAAGGCGCGCCUCAAGGUGCGUCGAGUGCGAACUUACCAAGUCCGUUGUAUCCUUGGAUGAGGAGUCAGUUUGAAAGGAAACGAGGUCGGCAGACCUAUACACGAUAUCAAACGUUAGAACUGGAAAAAGAAUUUCACUUCAAUCGAUAUCUUACUAGGCGGCGACGCAUCGAGAUCGCACACGCGCUAUGUUUGACGGAACGGCAGAUAAAGAUCUGGUUUCAAAACAGACGGAUGAAGUGGAAGAAAGAGAAUAAGACGAAAGGCGAGCCAGGCUCAGGCGAUGGCGACACUGAAAUCUCGCCGCAGACGUCGCCGCAGGGUUAAAAGAGCUCUGAGGGGAGUGGAACUUCCUGCCCACCUCUCUCAGGGUCGUUAAUACCUUGUUUCCAGCACUACCUCCUCCCUACCCAAACUCCAAUCCCCAUCGAUGACCUCCAAAUGAUCCCUCUAAGCAAUGACGCUUAUUUUGUCGUGUUAAUCAUGUUGCUUGUACCAAAAACGAAGCAGAUAACGAUGAAGACGAGGAAGUUGUAGAAGGACCUGUAAGAGCGCUUGAAGACGAUAAGAAGGCAACUUACGAUAACCCCAGAGACGUAAAGUUACGAGAAUGCAAGAAGAAGAGAAUAAAACGAAGUAAAGACGCACAAACGAGUCAGCAGAGGAUUGGCGUGAAUGCGCGUGAAAAAGGUGGAUCAAGAUUAUUGAUCGAGAAGAGUAAAUAAAACUGGAUCACAUGCUAAUCAGAACCGCGUUAACCUCUAUUACGUUUAAUUAACGAUUAUUGUAUACUA
Molecule: messenger RNA, 3595 nt
Organism: Acromyrmex echinatior (Panamanian leafcutter ant)
Lineage: Eukaryota; Metazoa; Arthropoda; Insecta; Hymenoptera; Formicidae
Gene: Antp
Product: homeotic protein antennapedia
Biological process (GO): anterior/posterior pattern specification; negative regulation of transcription by RNA polymerase II
Cellular component (GO): nucleus
Molecular function (GO): DNA-binding transcription factor activity, RNA polymerase II-specific; RNA polymerase II cis-regulatory region sequence-specific DNA binding
Source: RefSeq, a predicted model, not a curated record